Molecule: messenger RNA, 2673 nt
Organism: Jaculus jaculus (lesser Egyptian jerboa)
Lineage: Eukaryota; Metazoa; Chordata; Mammalia; Rodentia; Dipodidae
Gene: Wdr5
Product: WD repeat domain 5
Exons: 14
Coding region: 169-1173 (334 amino acids)
Cellular component (GO): Set1C/COMPASS complex
Molecular function (GO): histone binding
Source: RefSeq, a predicted model, not a curated record
GCCGCGGUCUUGUCCAGCAGCUCGUCCGCAGUCGUUCGCAGGAGCGGCCGAAGCGAAGCCCGAGAGCCCGGCCCCGUAGCCGCGGCCUGGCAGGCCUUCUACUGUGAAGUUUGGUUAGCUACAGCCUCUUCACAGAGAGUUCCCUUGCACACGGUGGGCUUCAGAGCCAUGGCCACCGAGGAGAAGAAGCCGGAGACAGAGGCUGCAAGAGCACAGCCCACCCCUUCCUCAUCGGCCACGCAAAGCAAGCCCACCCCUGUUAAGCCAAACUACGCUCUGAAGUUCACCCUGGCUGGCCACACAAAAGCCGUGUCCUCUGUGAAGUUCAGCCCAAAUGGGGAGUGGCUGGCAAGUUCGUCGGCUGAUAAACUCAUUAAGAUUUGGGGAGCAUAUGACGGGAAGUUUGAGAAAACCAUAUCUGGUCACAAACUGGGAAUAUCCGAUGUAGCCUGGUCAUCAGAUUCUAACCUCCUUGUGUCAGCUUCCGAUGACAAAACCUUGAAGAUAUGGGAUGUGAGCUCAGGAAAGUGUCUGAAGACCCUGAAGGGCCACAGUAACUACGUCUUCUGCUGCAACUUCAACCCCCAGUCCAACCUCAUCGUCUCAGGGUCUUUUGAUGAAAGUGUGAGGAUAUGGGACGUAAAAACGGGGAAGUGCCUCAAGACUUUGCCUGCUCAUUCUGAUCCAGUCUCAGCGGUCCAUUUUAAUCGUGACGGAUCGUUGAUAGUUUCCAGUAGCUAUGAUGGCCUCUGCCGCAUUUGGGACACCGCUUCGGGCCAGUGUCUGAAGACGCUCAUCGACGAUGACAACCCCCCGGUGUCCUUUGUGAAGUUCUCUCCGAAUGGCAAAUACAUCCUGGCAGCAACUUUGGACAACACGCUGAAACUCUGGGACUACAGCAAGGGGAAGUGCCUGAAGACAUAUACUGGUCACAAGAAUGAGAAGUACUGCAUAUUUGCUAAUUUCUCUGUGACCGGUGGGAAGUGGAUUGUGUCGGGCUCAGAAGAUAACCUGGUGUACAUCUGGAAUCUGCAGACCAAGGAGAUUGUGCAGAAGCUUCAGGGGCACACAGAUGUUGUGAUUUCAACAGCUUGUCACCCGACAGAAAACAUCAUUGCCUCAGCUGCAUUAGAAAAUGACAAAACAAUUAAACUGUGGAAGAGUGACUGCUAAGUCCUUCUGGUACAUGAGAAAGACUGUAGGGAUUCUGACCUGGAUUGGCAAGAAACGCAAGCGUGGCAGAGGCGCCAGGUUGGGCCUGGGUGGACAGGCCUGACACACCUUUACACUGAAGACAUCAGCUGAGGGGAGUGUGCACCACUGGAGUCUGAUGACCACUGUGACAUUUCUUGCCAAUUCUUCUAUCCUCGUCCAGGGACAGUACCUGGUUUUGUGCUCAGAGGCAACACAAAAUUUUUAAUUUUUUAUUACAAAAGAAUGAGUUCAACUCAUCAUGGGUUGUGUUUCUCCUGGUAAUUGUUCUGUACCCUUUUGAUAUUUUAUUGCUGUGCUGGGACAGGCCCUGCCUGGUCCUUGUGACCCACAGCCCCCCUCCUACCUUCCCGUGCCACAGGGACGUUGUCCCGUCCAUGCUCCCUGCCUGUAGUAGCCCAGCCUGUUUCCAGAAGGUUGUGAGUUGUUGCCGUGUCAAGUCCUUUGUAGUUUUGGAGCUCGUAGGUCCACACUGACCACAUGGAGGCUGCAGUUCUCUCAUCUCACUGGCGUCACUCAGCAAGCUGCACACACUGUAAUAAAAGGUGGGAUUUUGCAUCUGCUAAUGGCCGCUGAGUUCUGAGCUUGUCUCACCUGGCUUUUAGAAAUCAUCCCAUCCCUCUCCCCUUCUCCCCCUCACAUCCAGGGCCAGAGACCAAGAGGCCUCUCUGCAAGAAUAAGCCUCUGGUGUAUCUCUGCUCUCCUGAUGGCCAGCCACUUUGGGUCCCGAGUGCAGUCCAAGGAGGGGCUCUUAUCAGGUGGAAGGGAGCAGAACCCUGCGGCUCAUAUGGAGGUUCUGGUCCCGCUUCCAGGUUGGACUCCUGUGUGAUCUGCACAGAAUGGAGAAGGGUUCAGUUUUGUGGCUGCCCCAGAAAGGCACAGCAUCUUGGCAUCCUCUAGACCCAGCUUCUCAUAGGGUACUGGGUUUUGCCCCCAGAGUCUUCCUCUCAGUCCCUGCCCCAGCUGGAGCCUCUGGUGUCCUGUCUUCCCAGUGACCAGAAGGGAGAGGAGGUGCCGAGCUCACAGCUGCUCUGGACCUGGAGCAGGCAGCUCCAUCUUUGUUGAAGCCUAAACCUGUGAUCUCCAGUGGUUGCUGUCCAGCCGGCAAGACAAUGCUAAAGAUGUUGGGAAGACUGCUGCCGGCCCUGUUCUUCCUCUGGGAAGAUGCGCACAGGCUGUCUGCUUGAAGAAGCAGUUGCUACAGAAAUAGGGUAGUGUGCCUGGGGCGUGGGUGCUGGGGCUCCCACCAUCUUUUGAGUAUAAAUUCACCAGGGUUCAAGUCAUUGGCAUGACACAUUGUGGGGGUGUGGCCUAGGGGUAGCCCUUUGAGGGGGAGGGAGCUUGCUAUGCUGAGCGCAGUAUCCCUGAGGAUAGUUUAUUUUUUCUACAGUUGAACUCUGUUGUAGAUUUAUGUAAAAAUACAAUUCUCUUUUUGAAAAUAAAGAUUUUCAUGUCUUGUAA